Tigriopus californicus is the source of this 2533-nucleotide messenger RNA. It is a transcript of the gene PhKgamma, whose product is annotated as phosphorylase b kinase gamma catalytic chain, skeletal muscle/heart isoform-like. Lineage: Eukaryota; Metazoa; Arthropoda; Copepoda; Harpacticoida; Harpacticidae. Gene Ontology annotation, biological process: glycogen biosynthetic process; protein phosphorylation. The record is from RefSeq and is a predicted model, not a curated record. Gene Ontology annotation, molecular function: ATP binding; phosphorylase kinase activity; calmodulin binding. Gene Ontology annotation, cellular component: phosphorylase kinase complex. The transcript has a single exon. The coding region runs from base 1068 to 2405 and encodes 445 amino acids.
GUGCGCGUUAUUUGAAAUGAUGGACCUCGAUCGCAUGUGUUCCCGCUUCCAUUGCAUGCACUUUAUGCAAGGAACCGAAAACAGUAGAGAGAUAUGGAAAAAGAGAGAGACGGUGAGAGAGCGAAAGAGACAGAGAGUCUCCUUCACCAAUCACCAUGACGAGUUUCCAUCUAAAGAGAAACUGUUUCAGUUCAGAUGAAGGAGUCGAGAUGAUGUUAGCUGGCAAGCACGCCUUCUGCAGAGCAUUUCAAAUGAAUGUACUCUUAGCUAAGGUUUUGAUGAUGAUAAUGUCGGGCUUCCAUCGUAGAUGAGCAGGCUGGAUAUGUAGGCAUGAACUCGUUGCGUAACCGACACGCAACAUACUCAAUGUGAAACCAGUGUCAAAUCUGAACUCGACGAGACAUAUUCAGAAUUCCCUCGUGUCCCACCAGUACUAUCUUGUUGGAUAUUGAGUUGACAGUAUGGGAUAUCUAGUUUUUCCUCACAAAGACCGGACUGAGCAGGUCGUGUAGCAAUCAGCAGCCUCGUUCUUGGCCUCUUCUCUCUCUUCCUGAGCAGGCAGAUCUACAAAGGAAAAGCGUACUUUGUGUGUCCCCUGGAAGAAAGAAUUCGAGCUGCUGUUGAUUCGAACGAUAGAGCUCCAUCGGAUCCUUGAGGUUACAAAAGCAGAGAGAAUAAUUCGUUGGAAAACCAGGUGAAACGAAACCAAGAGGGUCCGCCAAUGGUGAUAAGGAUCCCCUCCUAUUCGCGCUGGGUACUGCAUAUCCUGAUUGGUUUGCUGAUGGUAGCACCAAUUUGGAAGUCGCUCAGCUGGGCCAUCAAGGCAAAGUGCAUCAGCCGUGGCAACUAGAUUAUUGCCCCGUCGAAUUCGCCAUCGUCAAUUGUCUUCCUCCUCCUCUUCCAUUCUCUUGCCCAUUCGAUCCAUCGAACGACCGAUCCAUCGAUCCAUCCAUCGAUCCAUCCAUCCAUCUAGUGGGGAGAGUGGUGUGGGAGCACCGCUCCUUGGAGCAAUUGCCGUGUUGUUCUUUCGCGGAAUUAGGUGAAUUGGGCAACCUCCCAAAGUCAGUAUGGUGUCUGACUACGAAGAGAUGACAAAGGUGAGACGUUCGUCCUUGGACGACGAGGAUCUACCCGGAGUGGAUGCGGCUAAGGGCUUCUAUCAGAAAUACGAGCCCAAAGAAGUCCUCGGGAAGGGUCUCAGUUCCGUGGUUAGAAAAUGCAUCUGCAAGCAAUCGGGCGUGGAGUAUGCCGUCAAAAUCAUGGACAUGUCUGGGUCCAACGAGGACAACGCCAACAUCAGCCCCCAGCAACUCCGUGACGAGGUGCACCGAGAAGUCAGUGUUUUGAAGCGAGUCUCUGGACACCCGUACAUUGUGGAUUUGAUUGAUGUGUACGAAAGCACUACGUUCAUCUUUCUGGUGUUCGAACUUUGUCACAAUGGGGAGCUCUUUGACUACUUGACGAGCAAGAUCACCUUAUCGGAGAAGCGGGUCCGAAGUAUUAUGAAGCAAAUCCUUGAGGCAGUCGAUCACUGCCACCAGCUCCAUGUGGUGCACCGGGAUCUCAAACCAGAGAAUAUUCUGUUAGACGAAAACCUGAACAUCAAGUUGACCGACUUUGGCUUUGCUAAAAUUCUUUCCGAGGGCGAACGGUUGUGGGAAAUCUGUGGUACUCCCGGUUAUUUAGCCCCUGAACUACUUCAAGCCGGCAUGUUGGAAGCUCAUGAGUGUAACGGCUAUAGCUUUGAAGUCGAUGCUUGGGCGUGUGGUGUGAUCAUGUACACCUUAUUAUGCGGCUGCCCGCCUUUCUGGCAUCGGAGACAAAUUCUCAUGAUCCGCCUCAUCUGCGAAGGUCGUUACAGCUUCUCCUCGCCUGAAUGGGAUAACAUUACAGACGAGGCAAAGGACUUGAUUUCCAAGUUACUUGUAGUAAAUCCCAAUAACCGUUUGACGAUCUCACAAGCUCUAAAUCAUCCAGUGUUUCGGGCACAACGCCAUUCGCUGAGCCGAGGCAUGACGGAAACGGUGGAUUCAGAUUCGGUAAAUUCAUCCGAGAUCAAAAUAGUCCUAGAACCCGUGACCAAACAAUCAUCCGUCUCACCUGAAGUUGAGGCUUCAAGUCCCAAAUUUAAUCCAAGGCGGACUUUCAGAAUAGGUAUUCAUAGUGUGAGGUUCAUGGUUCGAUUUCAACGUCUCAAAGACACUCCCGAGCCACUGAGCCUUGAACAAACCCGUAUCAACCCUUACUCCAUGCGGAUGUUCCGCAAAGUCAUUGACAACGGUGCCUUUGGAAUUUACAAUCAUUGGGUGAAGCGUGGCGAGGGGCAAAAUCGAGCCGCUUUGUUUGAACACUACCCUAAACGGGAGCUGGUUAAAGCAGUACAGAGGACUUCGCUAAAGGCUUAAUCAAAAAUAUAUUGUUCAAAUUUUGAUUUCUCUCGUAUGCAAUCAGUAGAUAGUAACCAUGAAUCUAGUUUGUUCAGAGACGUUUUGCCAUAUACAACUGAGAAUAAAAUUAUUAGCAUCUCCAUCAA